UUCAACUGAUGAGGAUCGUCGUGUUUCUUCUCUCAUGAUCCUCUCUCUCUGAAAAAGUGUGCUUUAUGAUCCCGGCGUGAAAAGCUCCGCAAUUUAAAAGUCUGUGAAAUCAUAAUGAAGCCGAAAAAGAACGAAAGCCUAAUAAUGAGUGAAAGAAACGGGGUCAGGAACGAAAUCAGUCCUGAGGCACAUCUUAAACAACCGAAGCAAUUGAAGAAGGGAAAAACCUUCUGCCAGUCUUGCAAGAAGAAAUGCAGUGGGGAAGUUUUACGAGUGCAAGACAAAUACUUUCACAUUGCCUGUUUUAAAUGUGCACAAUGCAAUUCCAGUCUCGCCCAGGGUGGAUUUUUUGCACGAGAGGGUUCCUAUUAUUGCACGAAGGAUUACCGCGAGAAAUGGGGUACAAAGUGUGCUGGCUGUGGUGAAUAUGUAGAAGGUGAUGUAGUCACUGCUGGAGAAAAGCACGCAUUUCAUCCAAACUGUUUUCACUGUCAGAGGUGCAGACAACCGCUUUUAGGUCAAGGGACUAAAGUCACUUUAGUUCAAGGACAAGCCUUGUGUCACCGAUGUGUCAGUAUUCCCAUUCGAGAAGCAGCUACUCCAGUAGGUAAUUCGCAAGCAACAGGCAAUGGAUCUAAUGAUCCUGGAGCAUGCGCUGGUUGCAGGCAACAAUUGCGAGAAGGUCAGGCUUUGGUCGCGCUUGACCGACAAUGGCACGUCUGGUGCUUCAAGUGUCAUAGUUGCGAUACUGUUCUUCACGGAGAAUACAUGGGAAAAGAUGGGGUGCCUUACUGUGAGAAAGACUAUCAAAAGCAAUUUGGUGUCAAGUGUGCCUACUGCAACCGAUACAUUAGUGGAAAGGUCCUUCAGGCCGGUGAAAAUCAUCAUUUCCAUCCAACAUGCGCGAGGUGUACGAAAUGUGGAGAUCCUUUUGGAGACGGGGAAGAAAUGUACCUCCAAGGUGCUGCAAUUUGGCAUCCACGCUGUGGCCCGGGACCCACGGGUGCAAAUGGAAUUGUAAAUGGCCAUGGGGAAGCUCACACGCCACAACACAGGGAAUCUGAACGUAUCUCCAGUAGUGCAUCGGAAAUGCAGUUUUCAUUGAGGUCACGCACGCCAAGCCUGAAUGGAUCUCUGUGCAGCCCUUACAGCAGCCUCAGUCGCAAGGUACGCCAGUACUAUCCUGCGAGAACUGGCAGUCCUGGCCUGAUCCUCAGAGAGUAUGGGCGCGGUGGUCCCGAAGAUGUUUCUAGGAUUUACACGUACUCGUACUUGACUGAAACUCCUAGUCAAGGAUAUUUGCGACGCCCGAUACAACCUUACGACAAACCUCCUACGAGUCCUCACUUUCACAGACCCAGCUCUUCGCGUUCGAUAAGAAGUAGCGGUGGACGAAGUAGUCGAUCUGGAAUGAGAGCUUUAGUCGAUGCACUUAGUGAUACGAGACCAAAAUCACCCGCCAGUCAAGUAGAUAACGAAGAACCUAUAGAACUGGCGCAUUAUCCUGAUGCUAUGAAACCUCCGCCCGGUUCGCAACCGCCGAUCGAGAGGGAUGAUUUUCCUGCUCCACCGUAUCCUUACACUGAUCCCGAAAGGCGCAAACGAUGGUCGGAUACAUAUAAGGGUGUGCCUGCAUCCGACGACGAGGACGAAGUAGAUCACAAAAGUUACAUCAAGGAGGUAGAGCAAAAAUUGAAAAAGGAGCAUGACGAGUUGAGGAAAAUCGAUACAGGAAUCGCAAAAGUCUUUCUUCAAGAUAGAGAGAAAGAUAGGGAAAAUUUGAGACACAAGGCAGCUAAUGUAGAUCCUAGAAACGCCUCAAGAACACCCUCAGCUAAUCGUGAGCCCGCCUACAGAUUGCGAUACGAAAGUCCUGUUGGCGCUUCUCCAUCAAGAAAUAUAGACCACGCUCGACCUUGGGAAGACGAAGAUGGAAUUAGUUUUAAAUCGAGUGGACCGAGUUACAAUGCUGGGAGGUCAUCGGCUCGUUCCCCGGCUCCCAGAAACUAUCCACCUCUUGGUUCUCAGCGCGCCUUCACUCUUCCAAAUGCCGCUAGACAUUAUAACUCGGGCGAUUACUCGUUCAGCGGGAUGGGCGACAAGACGCACAGCACUGACUUCUCCUCGGGCAAGUCUGAUAUAUCAACAGGCAGCAUCACGGAUGUGGACCGGCGGGCACUGGUAUGUACCACAGCCCCGUACUACUCCCAGCGAAUUAGCAUGAAUGACGGUGGAAUCCUUCCGUCGUCAACCACGUACACAGGCGGCUUGGGAUCGGUAGUCGUGGGUCACACGGGACAUCACGUGAGACGAUCUUUACCGGACAUGGGUGCAGCGCCGACCGAACCACCCAAGCUUUAUCCAUAUCAUCUGCUCAUGAUUUCAAAUUAUAGACUGCCCGCUGACGUCGACCGUUGUAAUCUUGAACGACACCUAUCUGACGCUGAAUUCGAAGUAAUUCUUCAAUGCACUCGUUCGGAAUUCUACAGAAUGCCGCAAUGGCGUCGCAACGAAAUUAAAAGGCGCGCUCGUCUAUUCUAACUGCUUUCUUUGCAGUGUCGCUCGUUAUAUUACCAAAAGCGCCGUAUCACCUAUCGGUACAGGGUGUACAUUCCUUCAACGCAGCUAAUUAUUGGUCACAAAAAAUGGUUCUUCGAUUCACUUUCUCCCGAAAUCUACUCACUGCAUUGUUGUUAAGAAAAAGAAGGAAGGCCCGUUCCGAAUAAUACUGCCGUUCAUAUAUCGAGUCAAAAACGUUGUCAAUUUUAAUUCUCUUAUUUAUCUUCUUCCAUAAUCAAAAAUAUGCUGUCGUUUUAUCAGCAACACGUUUACGAUUUUUCUAAAAUAUGUAACUGUGAAAUUUCAAGAUUCCUUUUUAUGUUGCGAAAGGCAGUAAUAAGCUUUCGAGAUUUACAGUAACGUUUCCUAAAUAAGCACAAGUAUCAGAGGAAUGUUAAAAAUAAUGAGGAAGAAGCAAAAAUACAUUAGAAGGGAUGUAUAUUUAUAUUAGGAAUAAGACACAUUUAUUGCCUAAAGUCCAUUAGGAUAUUAUUAGAAAGGUAACUUUACUUACCUUCAAAUUCUGACAACGCAAAAACCUUUUACAUUGUCAAAAUUUUACCUACUUUGUAAUAUUGAUUUGUACUUUGAAGAAAGUAGAGUUAACUUCCUUCAAAAGAAAACGUGCGUCUAGAAUCUAGAUCAUCACAUAAAGAACUCCAGUUUUUAUUUGUACACGACACUGUGUCGUGUCUCGUUUUAUACUCAAGCGCUGAUAAUGUUGACAGAACCUGCAAUGGUAGCAGCGUAGUAACUGAGGGACGUGCUUGUUGCAAUAUAUUGUUGUAAAUAAGAAAAAAAUAUAAAAAAAAUGAAACGAUGUGUUAGAAAGAAGCUACUAUGGAGCAAAACUACAACCACGCAAAUUUGCUUAGUUCAGUCACGAAUAUCCUACUCUACGAGAUGUUAUUACUCCGUUACAUUGCAGCAAUUGUAUUAAGUAAGAGCUACUACGGUUUAAACCUUUUAAUAAUCUAUUGUAUUAUUAUAUUUUACUGUAAGCGAAAUAGAAAAUAUGGUAGCUAGGAGCUGCAGCUUUCUUAACGAUAAUAGGUUAUAUAAUUAUAUAUAAAUCUAUUCAAUUUAUUAUUGAGCCAUCCAUGCGCAGUGGAUAACAUUUUUAAAUCUGUUUUUAAAAAUAAUUUACAGAUCGUUUCGUCUUCCUCUUUUUUUCUACGCUGCGCAUUUUUAACUCGAAAAAGUCACUUUAUAAAGCAUGAUAUCUAAAUCUUCUGAGGAAAAUAUUAAUGGGAAAAGGAGGAAAUAAAGUAAAAAUAAAAUUUAGGUUUAAAGAUUGUAAUGUUAUACCGAGUGUGAUAGUGUGACUCGAUUGAUAACAGCCAUAAAAGAUUGUCAAUACUUUGAAAAAAGUGUUGUCACAUUGCGUGACUAUUGCUUUUCAGCUCUUAGUUUGACCAUUGAUUUUGCACGUAUCAUUUUCGUGCGAUACCUUGCAACGCAUUGCAUCGAUGCUUCCAUGCGAAAAGCAGCACUCUCGAAGUGUACGUUUAAAACGACCAUUCUAGUUUUGGUUGUCUAAAUGCUGACCUCUCUGAUUGCCAAAUCAAACAGUAGAUGUGGGUCUAGUAAUUAAUAUUCUCUGGUUAAGUAUAUUAUUUAGACAUAUUUUUCAAUCACGUUAAUUCUUUUAAAUUACAUGAAAUGAUUUUAAACUCUUUUAAAUUCUCUUGAAUUAUUUUUAAUUCCUUCAAAUUUCGUAUAAAUUCCCUGAAUUUAAGGUAUUGUCUGUUUUCAUACGAAUUCAUCGCAUGUCUUGAAUUCGAUUCAAUAAAAAAAAUUAAUUCAAAAUUAAUUCCAAUUCUAUUUCUGAAUACCUUGGUUUCUCUGAACUCUGAAUUUUUAUAUAUCUUAUUUUUAUUUUCUCUGAAUUCAUUGGAUUCUAUGAAUUCGUAAUAUCUCAGAAUUGUCUGAAUUUCUUGAUUUCUCUAAAUUAAUUGAAACCUUAUUACUUUCUUAGUUUCUCUGAAUUCAUUCAAAUCCCUAAAUUCCUUAAAUUCUCCGAAUUCCUGGGAUUACUCUUUGGAUUCUCUGAAUCCCUUGAAAUGUGUUAAUUCGUUUUUAUCUGAAUUCUUUGGUUUCUCUGAAUUUACUGAAAUCCCUUUUGUCAAUUUUAUCUGAAUUUCUCGAAUUCUACAAAAUUGAUUGAAUUUAAUUUCGAGUCAUUCAAAAGAUUUGGAAAUGAUACAAAGGACUCAAAUGAAUUCAAUGUGAAUUUAAAGUAAUUCUAAAUAAUAUACUUAAUCAGAGAUUAGUAAUGAUUAAACUGUCAUCCAUACUAAAAAGAUACAUAAGUGAUAUUUUUAUGAAAAAUGAGAUUUUUGGUAUCGUUGGAUUCACAAAAGAAAGCUGCGUCUAAUUCUGUCAAUAAAAAUGAUUAAUGAUUAAUAUUUAUUACAAAAAACGAUGGCUUAUAAAUGAGGAAAGUCAAAAAGGUAAAACAAUAAAACAUAAAAAGAUACGCACUGCACUUUGCGUGCCCUAAAAUUUGUACAAGGCAUGUAAUACGUCAAUCAGCAGCCAAAUAAAAAAGAACCUAAAGAACUUUGUGCCUGUUUUGCCUUGUAAAAGUGACCGAGUGUCGAACGAAUUUACAAACGAAAAGAAUCGCUUGCCAUUGGGUAUGAUUUAGACCUGUGAAAUAGCUUUAACUCUGAUCGGAAUUCCAAGGGAAAUAAGUCGCGGCUAGACUCGGCUAUAUACUAGAAACGAUCGUGUAGAAGGCAUCACCCGCCAGUAACUGUGUUCUUUUUUCCUUGUAUUUUUGACUUUCUGCGACUAUAAAAAAUUCGCAAGUCCAUUUUCUAAUAGGAAUUGCUUAAAAAUUAUUUUUUUAUUGCAACAUAUGAAAGAGCAUAUUAUUUUUACCCAAAUUGUGUAUCUAGACUAUUCCAAAUUUUAUUCGAUAUUAGUUAUUUGAGCAAACAGUUUUUUUUCGAUUUGCUCACUUCGAGGGAGAUUGGUCUUACGUAUCUUUUUAGUUUAUACGGCAUUUUAAUAAUAGUUACCAGCUGGAAUUUUCGCAAUUUUUGGGAGAUGGCUAGACGUAAUCUACAUAUCGAAUUAUUAUUUUUGAAAGAGACGUGGCUUCCUGAAUAAAAGACCAGAACCAAAGUAGAAGAAGAAUAAGAAAAAGAAUAAGAAAAUCGGAAUGUUCAACUUAGAAUACGAAUGGAUGGUGGUCGUUUUAGACGUACACUCCUAGAGAGGCUCUCUUAGUAUGAAGGUAUCGACAUUGCUUUGACGCCCCACCAUGUCAUGUGCCUACGCGUAAAUGUCUCCGGGCAUUUAGACAUUUUUUCUCUGCAGUUGUAAAACCUGCGAAAAAUAUGAUGUAAAUUGAAUAUUGAACGUAUUUGAAACCUACUUUCAGCUUUACUGCUUGUAGCUAAAGCGUGCAUUGUGUCUGGGGUUGAUUCUGGUAGAUACGGGUAAUGAAAAGUUUUUGGAAUCUGUAACUAUCGACUAUCACAGGUGCGAAAAACGGUGCAACGCUUUAGCUUUUCCGUUUAAAAAUUAUACCUGUGUAUGUUUCUGUUGUAUAAAGCACAUCGCUUCCGCUAGUCCCUAUCGAGAUAAAUAAAUGCAAACUACAUAGUAGUCAAUUUCAAA
Belonocnema kinseyi is the source of this 6189-nucleotide messenger RNA. It is a transcript of the gene Unc-115a, whose product is annotated as actin-binding LIM protein 2. NCBI's taxonomy places the organism in Eukaryota, Metazoa, Arthropoda, Insecta, Hymenoptera, Cynipidae. Bases 115 to 2541 code for a protein of 808 amino acids. The record is from RefSeq and is a predicted model, not a curated record. Gene Ontology annotation, molecular function: actin filament binding. Gene Ontology annotation, cellular component: actin cytoskeleton. Gene Ontology annotation, biological process: lamellipodium assembly; cytoskeleton organization. The transcript is spliced from 16 exons.